This is a messenger RNA of Nezara viridula (southern green stink bug), 1534 nucleotides long. NCBI's taxonomy places the organism in Eukaryota, Metazoa, Arthropoda, Insecta, Hemiptera, Pentatomidae. The record is from the annotation of a GenBank genome assembly.
GCCUUCCAAUAUCUGGAAGUUUUUGAAUUUGUAUUGUUGAUCUGCCCUACAUUUAUACUUCAAAAAUGAUGUUCAUUGAGAAUUAUUGAUCAACUAUCGUUAUUUUAGGUGUUUACAAGGCAACAAACUGUGAUCGUUUAACUUAUUGAUUUUUGUGUUACAUAAUUGAAACAAAUAUAUUUUUACCAUGACCACCCCAAAUAUACAUGUGGACCGUGAUUUGGAUUUAUCCAAUUCAGGAAGAGGUGUAUGGCUUGUAAAGGUUCCUAAGUAUAUAUCUAAUCGAUGGGAGAAAGCACCAGGCAAUAUUGAGGUUGGGAAAUUGAAAAUUUCCAAAGUUUCUGGUCAGAAGGCCCAGGUAUCAUUAUCACUUUCUGAGUCAGUACUUUGCCUCGGUGAAGAAAGCAUUCCAAAAGAACAUAGGCUUGAUGUUUCUAUGGUCACAAGGCAGACCAUGGGGGUCUUUUCACAUUAUACCCCUGGUCCUAAUCCCGAUGAUAUUGUGCCCGAGUCAGAAAAAUUAUGUCUCGAAGGAAAGAUAGUUCAAAAACUUGAAUGUCGGCCUUAUGCUGAUAACUGCUAUAUGAAGCUGAAACUGGAGUCAAUUCGUAAAGCUUCUCAGCCAACACGACAGAUGAAGAAAUUAGAUGGAAUCGUCCAAAAUUUCAAGCCUGUGUCAGAUCACAAACAUAAUAUUGAAUACGAAGAGAGGAAGAAAGCAGAGGGUAAGAAGGCUAGGGAUGACAAGGAAGUGGUUUUGGAGAUGAUUUUCGCUGCCUUUGAGAAACAUCAAUAUUACAACAUUAAAGAUCUCGUUACCAAAACUCGACAACCUGUGGUUUAUUUGAAAGAAAUAUUAAAAGAAGUUUGUAAUUACAAUUUAAAAAAUCCUCAUAAGAACAUGUGGGAAUUGAAGCCUGAAUAUAGGCAUUACAAAGAUUCAGAAGCAUCAACUUCAAAUCCAGAACCACAGACUUAAUGUUUAUUAAAUAAUUCAUUUUGUUAAAAUAUUUUGUAAAUAAAUAAAAUAUGUAAUAAACUUUAUAUUUGCUAUUGUUAAUAUACUUUAUUUUAAACACAUAGUGUUGAUUCAUUCAUGGAUCAUGAAAAAUUUGCUCUCUUUUAUUAAAUUUCUCUUUAUUAACUGUGAAUCCAAAGAAAUGAGUUUUAGCAAUUGUCAGUCAUAAGUCCAAUAUUAAGAUAUUCUCUCUGUUACUACAGAAUUGUUCUUGGUGAACAUAGGUAUUGAGCUUAUAGAGUAUACAGUGGUUAGUUUUAAGCAGGGCUGUCCAACUUACUUAUAUUGCGUGACACAAACAAGUGUUUUUUAUAUUGAGGCGUGGCACAACUUUAACCACCCUCCCUGAUCCUAUGAUACCCUGUCACCUUCACUAUAUUUAUUUCUAAAUAGUGUAGUUACUUGUUUUUAGAAAUGUGUUUUACCCUUAUUUAAAUUUUGUGAAUAUAGUUACAUAAUGGAAAUAGUUAAUCAUUUUUAUUUAUAUAUUACAUUUAUUAAAAAUUGUAUACUGAG